CUAUACACAUGUUAAGAUGCCUGUAAAGACACCAAGGGUUGCUGAAAAGAAGAUGCUGGAUGUUGGGAAAUGGCCAUUAUUUGCUCUCCACUCUCAAGAAGAAUUGAAGUUAAUUCGUCAGGUUUGCGUAUUUGGCAGUGCUGGCAAUGAAGCACUUUAUGCAACUGAAAAUGAUGAGGUUUUUGCUUUAGGCACUAACUGCAGCGGAUGUUUAGGAAUUGGUGAUGUACAGAGCAACAUUGAACCUCGAAGAAUAGAUAUUUUAUGUGGCAAAAAAUUAGCUUCCCUCAGUUAUGGAAGUGGACCUCAUGUUGUUCUGGCUACUACUGAAGGAGAAGUAUAUGCUUGGGGUCAUAAUGCUUACAGUCAAGUGGGAAAUGGAACAACCAGUCAUAGCUACAUUCCUUGCCAAAUCUCCACCAACUUGGUAAACAAAAAAGUAAUUGAAGUUGCCUGUGGCUCCCAUCAUUCAAUGGUAUUGACUGCUGACGGUGAGGUAUAUUCAUGGGGUUAUAAUAAUUCAGGACAAAUUGGAUCUGGUUCAACAGCCAAUCAGCCUAUUCCUCGAAGAGUUACUGGCUGCUUACAAAACAAGAUAGCAAUUAACAUUGCUUGUGGUCAGAUGUGCUCAAUGGCUGUGAUAGAAAAUGGUGAGGUUUAUGUUUGGGGUUAUAAUGGUAAUGGACAGCUUGGAUUAGGCAAUGGUGGCAAUCAGCCGACACCAUGCAGAAUAGCAGCUUUACAGGGCAUCCACGUGCAAAGGAUUGCCUGUGGCUAUGCACAUACCCUAGUGUUAACAGAUGAAGGCCAUGUCUAUGCUUGGGGAGCCAAUUCUUAUGGCCAGCUGGGAACUGGCAAUAGGAGUAACCAGACGUACCCUCUGCUGGUUACAGUACAUCAAGACAGAAUUCUAGAGAUUGCAGCAUGUCACUCUACUCACACCUCUGCUGCUAAAACCCAGGGUGGUGAUGUGUAUAUGUGGGGUCAGUGCCGGGGACAGUCCAUCAUUCUUCCAUUCCUCACCCACUUCGGUUGCACUGAUGAUGUGUUUGCUUGUUUUGCUACUCCUGCAGUGACUUGGCGUCUCCUUUCAGUAGAUCCUGAUGAUCACUUAACAAUAGCUCAGUCAAUAAAGAAGGAAUUUGACAACCCAGAUAAUGCUGAUUUGAGGUUUCAAGUCGAUGGAAAAUACAUUUAUGUUCAUAAAGUGCUCCUCAAAAUUAGGUGUGAACAUUUUCAUUCAAUUCUGAACAAUGGUAAUGAGGAAAUCAUAGAAAUAAGUGAAUUCUCAUAUCCUGUUUACCGAGCAUUUUUGGAAUAUCUUUAUACGGAUAACAUCAGUCUCCCUCCUGAAGAUGCCAUAGGCCUGUUAGACUUGGCAAGCUUCUAUAGAGACAACCGACUAAAGAAGCUUUGCCAACAAACAAUUAAGCAAGGCAUUUCUGAAGAGAAUGCAAUUGCUCUUCUAUCAACUGCGGUCAAGUAUGAGGCAAAGGAGCUAGAGGAAUUUUGCUUCCGGUUUUGCAUCAACCACCUGACUGUCGUUACUCAGUCUCCAGGUUUUGCAGAAAUGGACCAUGACCUCAUGAAGAACUUCAUAAGCAAAGCCAGCCGAGUCGGAGCAUUUAAAAACUGAAGUAAAACCCUUGCCUAAUGAAGAUCGUUUCAUUACCAUUACUUGUAUUUCUGAUGUCAUGAUAAUUUCCUCAUAAACCUAAUUUAAAAA
Molecule: messenger RNA, 1726 nt
Organism: Notechis scutatus (mainland tiger snake)
Lineage: Eukaryota; Metazoa; Chordata; Lepidosauria; Squamata; Elapidae
Source: RefSeq, a predicted model, not a curated record